This is a messenger RNA of Drosophila eugracilis, 1263 nucleotides long. RefSeq names its product viral IAP-associated factor homolog (gene viaf). NCBI's taxonomy places the organism in Eukaryota, Metazoa, Arthropoda, Insecta, Diptera, Drosophilidae. The coding region runs from base 135 to 857 and encodes 240 amino acids. Gene Ontology annotation, cellular component: cytoplasm. The record is from RefSeq and is a predicted model, not a curated record. The transcript is spliced from 2 exons. Gene Ontology annotation, biological process: protein folding.
AUCCCUGGUCAUGAGUCACUUCGUUUAGAACAUUUCAAUUUUAUUUUUAGUUUAUAAAAACGGUGCACGCUUUUGGAAUUUGAUUUUACUGAAUUUACUUAAAUUAUUUAUAUCCCGAAGUAAAAUCUUUAAAAAUGCAGGAUCCAAAUGAAGACACCGAGUGGAAUGAUGUGCUGCGGGCCAAGGGAAUCAUUGGACCAAAGGCGAAGGAAGCUGAAAUCACGGAGGAUCAAAUCCAAAAGUUGAUGGACGAUGCUAUUCAGCGGCGUACGGAUCUCCCACUAAACGAGGGACAGAGGGACAAGAAAAUUGACGACAUGUCGCUAGACGAACUCGACGAACUGGAAGACUCCGAGGAUGAGGCUGUUCUAGAGCAAUAUCGUCAAAGGCGCAUCGCCGAGAUGAGAGCCACCGCCGAAAAGGCACGUUUUGGAUCCGUGCGCGAGAUCUCUGGACAAGAUUAUGUCAACGAGGUCACCAAGGCCGGCGAGGGUAUCUGGGUGGUUCUUCACCUGUACGCUAACGGUGUUCCACUUUGCGCAUUGAUCCACCACCACAUGCAGCAGCUGGCCGUCCGCUUCCCGCAGACCAAGUUCGUGCGCUCCAUUGCCACCACCUGCAUACCGAACUUCCCUGAGAAAAACCUGCCCACCAUUUUCAUUUACCACGAAGGAUCGCUGCGCAAGCAGUAUAUCGGUCCCCUGGAGCUCCGUGGCGAGAAGCUGACCGCCGAGGAGCUUGAAUUUAUGCUGGGACAAGCGGGAGCAGUUCCCACCGAGAUCACAGAGGAUCCACGGCCCCAGAUCAGAGACAAGAUGUUGGCCGAUUUAGAAGAUAAGAGCUCGGAUUUCUACUAAGUCAAAUUAUAACCGUCAUCCCACGUUCUGUACUUUAGGGUGGGUCAAUGUUUUAAGAGUGAGUCAUAAGGCAAAAUCCAAGCUUAAACCGGUAUUCAGAUAUUUUUUAAUAUAAAAGAUUAUUUGCAAAUAAUCAAUCUUAAAAAUAUGGUGCAAGCUUAUUUAAAAGCUGAAAAUCGUAUACAAUAAAAUAUUGUAUAGACCUAGAAUAUUAUAAGAAAGCUGCUAUCCAAUGCGAAUUUUAUUGAUCGAUAGAUUACUUGAAUUUGCCUAUUUGAUUUUUGCGCUUUCUUCAUCCGUAUAUAUUGAUCCAGUCUAAACUUAAAAAUAUCUCUUGCACGUAUUCAUUUCAUUGUUCUGUGGCAUUUACAUACCCUCAAAUAAAUUGUUUACUUUUCUACUGAAA